Messenger RNA from Aedes aegypti (yellow fever mosquito), 1415 nucleotides. RefSeq names its product glucose-6-phosphate 1-epimerase. Gene Ontology annotation, biological process: carbohydrate metabolic process. The record is from RefSeq and is a predicted model, not a curated record. NCBI's taxonomy places the organism in Eukaryota, Metazoa, Arthropoda, Insecta, Diptera, Culicidae. The transcript is spliced from 8 exons. Gene Ontology annotation, molecular function: carbohydrate binding; isomerase activity. Bases 433 to 1326 code for a protein of 297 amino acids.
ACGUAGUGUCUCGUGUGGUGUUGUAUAGCUAGCUAGCAGCUAGUCAGUUGCACCAGUCUUCUCCAUCAUCCACUUCAUCAUUCUGUCCGGUGUUGUGCUCGAGUGCAGACACUGCUUUCGUAGUCUCCCCGACCCGUUGCGUUUUUGUGACCUAGCAAAGUGUAUCCAUCCGGUGCAAUUCAAAGUUCAGACCAUAGGCUCUGAAGAAGAGAUAGUGUUUCCUCGCGUCCUCUAUAUAGUUAUCCUGAAUUUCCGGAAGUUGCUUACGGAUCGGUUCCGUGCUCUAGUGUGGAUUAUCUACCUGCCCAGCCCCAGAGCACCACCGAGUGAAGUUGGGUGGCAUUGUGCAAAGUGUGAAGUUGUGUCCAGGCGUGAUUCCUAGGAAGAUCCUCUUUCCCGCGGCGCGAUCGUUCAGCUGAAAACCGGGCGUAUAUGUGUGAUCAGGCCAAACCUCGGAAGAAAAAGGAAAAGUUCCAGUACAAUAAAUCGAUUAUGGCUGCUACCAGCGUCGUGGUGCUAGAUCGUGGUAACAACACAACCUGCACCAUCAAUCUGCACGGGGCAACUGUCGUAUCCUGGCGUGUUAACAAUCAAGAGCAGCUUUUUGUCAGUAAACUAGCCGUAUUCGAUGGCAAGAAAGCGAUACGAGGAGGCAUACCAUUUGUAUUUCCUCAAUUCGGCCCCUGGAACUUCGGACCACAACAUGGCUUCGGACGAGUGGUACGAUGGACGUUAGAACGGGCACCGGAACGUCUACCCAGUGGGGACGUAGAAGCAGUCUUCAGCCUGAUGGACAACGAAAUCACACGAUCCAUGUGGAACUACCCCUUUCGCAUAACGUACCGAUUGAUCCUCCGGGAGAAGGAACUUCACUUCCACAUUGGGGUGUACAACCCCAGCAAGGACCUGACGUUCUCUUUCAACCUGCUGCUGCACACAUACCUGAAGGUCCCGGACGUCAGACGGUGUCAAAUUACCGGCCUGCACGGGUGUACUUUUAUCGAUAAGACUAGAGAUGGUGCUAUCUAUCAGGAAGGACGUGAUGUAGUGACAAUCAACGAAUGGACGGAUCGAAUCUACCAACACACACCCCAGGAACACAUUAUCACCAAUGUCGUGUCCGGUAGGAAAAUGCGGUUGCAGAAGUACAACUUCCCCGAUACCGUUGUGUGGAAUCCUUGGAUGGACAAAGCCCGAGAGUGUCAAGAUUUUGGUGAUGAUGAAUACCCGAACAUGAUCUGCGUAGAGGCUGGUCACGUGUCCACUCCGGUCAUCCUCCUUCCCGGUACCGCGUUCGAAGCAAGCCAAAUACUUCAGGUCAUGUGAGUAGAAACCCAGGGAGGUGCUGUGACCCGCAGUAAAGGUUCCUCCCGAGCAAAAUCCAAGAAGAAGCAACAACAGCAACAGCAAAGCCA